Molecule: messenger RNA, 3226 nt
Organism: Macrosteles quadrilineatus (aster leafhopper)
Lineage: Eukaryota; Metazoa; Arthropoda; Insecta; Hemiptera; Cicadellidae
Product: piwi-like protein Siwi
Exons: 18
Coding region: 136-2802 (888 amino acids)
Biological process (GO): regulatory ncRNA-mediated gene silencing
Cellular component (GO): P granule
Molecular function (GO): piRNA binding; protein binding
Source: RefSeq, a predicted model, not a curated record
UGCAUUUUGCAUUGGGAUUCGCCAUUACACACUGACUCCGUGACCCCAUUUCUCUUUCUCUGCGACCACACCGUUUAUGUUAUCUUAGGUCACUGAGAUUUCUUCUCUAUCCCUUUACAUACAUUAAAACUCGCUAUGGCAGAUCGAGCGGCAGCCCGAGGGGGGCGUGCCCGAGGACGGGCAAAGACUCCAACUCAACAGGCUCCACUGGCACCUCAACCAGCCCAUGCUGGCCCUCCCCCAGGGAUGGCCCCCAGACCAGCACAAGGACCUUCUGCAUCCGGAAGGGCAACCCACCGGGGUGCAGGAAGACCAGCAGAGGAUCCUAACCUAGUUCAACGUCUAGGGCAAAUGGCCCUAGCUGAGGGAGGGAAUGGUAACGGCGGUAACGGAAACGGCAAUGGAGCCCCCCCAGUUGGAAGGGGCAACAUGCGAGGAAAGCGCCAAAUUUUCACUAAUAAUGUUGUGACACGACCUGAAAAUCUGACUUCCAAAAAAGGAACUAGUGGACAGCCUGUCAGAUUGCAGGCCAACUACUUCAGUUUGGUUAACAAACCAGACUGGUGCCUCUACCAGUACCGUGUGGAUUUUAAGCCAGAAAUCGAUGCCUCAUUUGAACGCAAGAAAUUAUUGAGGGUACAAAACCAGAACAUCGGAGGACAGUAUAUAUUCGACGGUACUGUCAUGUACGCUAGUCAUAGGAUUGGCAAUUUGAUUAAAGUCGGAGAUGAGGUGGAGUUUUUCUCAGAACGAGAGAGUGAUGGUUCUCAAGUGCAAAUCGUAAUAAGACUAGUUGGUGACUUGGUCAGUGGUGACAGUCACUAUUUGCAGUUCUUUAACAUACUGACAAGGAAGUGCUUAAAACUUCUAGAUCUUCAGCUCAUUCAGCGUGACUACUAUGACCCCAAAGCCAAGGUUGAUAUACCAGAGUAUUAUCUUGAGCUGUGGCCGGGUUACAAGACCACUAUAAGGCAGCAUGAACGAGAGGUUUUGAUGUGCGCAGAAAUCACUCACAAGGUUAUGAGAACUGAUACAUGCAUGGACCUGCUGAGCUCCAUCGCACGAGAAAAUCCUCGGGAUUUCAAAUCUGAGUUUACUAAAGCGGUUGUGGGUACAGUUGUCCUAACUGAUUACAACAACAAGACGUAUGUUAUAACCGACGUGGAUUGGGCACAAAGCCCUGUUUCCACUUUUGACAAAAGCGGAACUCAAGUAUCCUACAUGAAUUACUACAAAGAACGUUACAAUAUCCAGAUAAGAAGCCCACAAAACCAACCACUUCUUGUCUCCAAAAACAAGGGAAGAGACAGACGAGCCGCGGAGCUGAAGGGCGCCGGUGCUGGGGGAGACCCCUCCGUUGUGUUGCUGAUACCCGAGCUGUGUCGGAUGACAGGGUUAACAGACAACAUGCGUUCUAACUUUCAAUUAAUGAAAGUAAUGUCACAACAUACGCGCAUCGGUCCUAAGGAAAGGAUUGACCGUCUUCUCGUAAUGAACAGGCGGCUGAGUGGAGAGGAGCGGGUUCAAAGAGAGUUUCGGGAAUGGAACCUUAGACUGGCCAACCAGCUUGUAGAGAUCCCAGGUCGGGUUUUGCCUGCGGAGGGAAUAGUUCUGGGUAACAAUAUGACCGUCCCUUCUGGGGACGAGUGCGACUGGACCAGACAUCUGCGGUCCAAUCCCAUGUUUUCAAUGCCACCUGGUGGUUUAAGUAGGUGGGCAAUAAUUUUCCCAUCACGAACAGCCAAUGAUGCCUACGCUUUUGUUGACAUACUGAAACAAGCGGCUAGAGGCAUGAAAUUUACGAUCAGCAAUCCGGACCCAUGUGAAAUUCCUGAUGACCGUACGCAGACGUACGUCAACGCAAUUGAUAAUUGCAUUUCUAACAUGUCUCCUCAAUUGAUUUUUGUCAUUCUAACGUCUAAUAAGGCAGAUAGAUAUUCUGCAAUUAAGAAAAAGUCCCUGGUUGAUCGAGCAGUUCCGACCCAGGUGCUGUUGGCAAAAAAUAUGGGCAAGAAAGGUGUAAUGAGUAUAGCUACCAAAGUAGCUAUUCAAAUAAAUUGUAAAAUCGGAGGAGCCCCCUGGUCAGUUCAGAUGCCAUUGGGAGGUUUGAUGACAAUUGGGUUCGACGUUUGCCAUGAUUCCAAACAGAAAGGCAAAUCAUUUGGAGCCAUGGUGGCAUCACUUAACAAACCAAUGUCUAGAUACUUUUCUGCAGUAUCCCACCACUCUACGGGUGAAGAACUUUCAAAUGACCUUGCUCUGAACAUCGUUAAGGCCCUUGAGUCUUAUAAAAAACACAACGGCACAUUCCCAUCACAUAUUCUCAUCUACAGAGAUGGAGUGGGAGAUGGACAAAUCCCUUACGUGUUUGAACACGAGGUUGUAAACAUUCAACGCGCCAUCAGCGAAGUGAUUGGCCAAGCACCAAAGCUGGCUUUCAUUGUUGUUUCAAAACGUAUCAACACUCGUCUAUUUAGUGAAAGGGGGAAUCCCAGGCCAGGGACUGUCGUCGACGAUGUGAUCACUCUACCAGAGAGAUACGAUUUUUUUAUCGUGUCCCAGUACGUCAACCAGGGAACGGUGAGCCCCACAAGCUAUAACGUCAUUCAUGACACAAUUGGUCUCGACCCUGAUAAAAUGCAGCGACUAACUUUCAAAAUGACUCACACAUAUUAUAAUUGGAGUGGUACAGUUAGAGUGCCAGCACCUGUCCAGUAUGCGCACAAAUUGGCGUUUCUGGUCAGUCAAUCUCUACAUCGGGCUCCUAAUCCAAGUCUUGAGGAGCUUCUGUUCUUUUUGUAAAGAACUAAAAUCCAAAGUGCCGUACAUGUGACAUUAAAGUGCCUUAAUAAGUGUUUGUGACAUUAAAUUCAUAUGCAUAAAUGCUCAGGGAAUGAUAUUUUUAAGUGCUUUUACUUUAAGGUUUUUUACUCAGGAAUUGACAUUUUUCCAUUUAAAGAAGACUGAUCAGUUUUUGUUCUUAAGUUUUGAUCCCUAAUGCAGCAUAGAAUAGUGAUGGUGCACAAGUAAUUUUGAGUUGGUGAGAUUUUACUAUGUAAACAUUUUAGUUUUAUGUUCUGUUUUGUAGAACAAAUUUGUAAAUAUGUUCAUUGUUAGUAACAAUUCAUUAUUAGAUUUAAGGAACUAAGUAAGUCUGUUUUGUUUGUGUAAAGUAUUUUUCUACAUUUGUUAAAGAGUUUAAAGAGAAUUUAAUAAAAAAAAGUCU